UUAAAAAAGAAAAAAAAAUCAAUCUUUAAUAAAUAUAGUAACAAGGAGAGAGAGAGAGAGGUGAGUCUAAGCCAGAAAAUGGAGAAGUGGAGAGCUGGUCGUCGUUUUCUCAGAUUCUCCUCAUGCACAACCCCUCGAUCUAACCCUAAUUCUCAUACUCCAAUCCCCAUGCAUGUUUCCGGCUCUGGGAAUUAUCAAAAUUGGAAGCUACACCAUUGUUUUCGUUACUUAACAGGUAACAGAGUUCCUAUAAGAGCUUCAAUUGAAAAGGGAAAGGGUGUUUAUGGAAAUGGAGUUAGAUUCCAGUUUAGGUGUUUUGGCUCAGCUUCUACUACAGUGCCUGAGAGAAACCCUUCGUUUUCGAUGUUGAGCUCUGAUGACAUUGAGUAUUUCAAAGGAAUAUUGGGAGAGAAGAAUGUAGUUCAGGAUGAAGAUAGGCUUUUGACUGCAAAUACUGAUUGGAUGGAGAAGUAUAGAGGUUCAAGUAAGCUUUUGCUUCUGCCCAAGACAACUGAUGAGGUAUCUCAAAUUCUUAAUUACUGUAAUUCCAGAUGCUUGGCUGUGGUUCCUCAAGGUGGAAAUACCGGCCUUGUUGGUGGAAGUGUUCCUGUUUAUGAUGAAGUGAUUAUCAAUGUUGGUUUGAUGAAUAAAAUUAUAUCUUUUGACAAGGUCAGUGGUAUUUUGGUAUGUGAAGCAGGGUGCAUACUGGAAAAUUUGAUAACUUUCCUGGACGCACAAGGAUUUGUUAUGCCGCUGGACUUAGGUGCAAAGGGUAGCUGCCAGAUUGGUGGAAAUGUUUCAACUAAUGCAGGUGGUUUGCGACUCAUCCGCUAUGGAUCACUUCAUGGGAAUAUACUUGGUGUUGAAGCCGUUUUAGCAAAUGGUGAUGUGCUUGAUAUGCUUGGUACUUUACGCAAAGAUAAUACUGGGUAUGAUGUAAAACAUUUAUUUAUAGGAAGUGAAGGAUCCUUGGGGAUUGUGACCAAGGUUUCCAUACUUACCCCUCCAAAGCUAUCUUCAGUUAAUAUAGCUUUUCUGGCUUGUGAAAAUUAUUUUAGCUGCCAGAAACUGCUCAUAGAAGCAAAGAGGAAGCUUGGGGAGAUCCUAUCUGCAUUUGAGUUUUUGGAUAAUGCAGCAAUGGAUAUGGCCCUGAAUAAAUUGGAAGGAGUUCGAAAUCCAUUGCCUCCUUCACUGCACAACUUCUACGUAUUGAUUGAAACAACAGGCAGUAGCGAGUCCUCUGACAAAGAAAAACUUGAAGCUUUUCUUCUUCAUGCAAUGGAAAUUGGCUUGGUUUCUGAUGGUGCUUUAGCACAAGACAUUAACCAAGCAUUAUCAUUUUGGCGUUUACGUGAGGGUAUACCAGAAGCAUUGCAAAAAUCAGGGGCCGUUUACAAAUAUGAUUUGUCGAUACCUGUUGAACAGAUGUAUGAUCUUGUAGAGGAGAUGCGAACAAGACUUGGUGCCCCAACUAAAGUAGUCGCAUAUGGCCAUCUUGGAGAUUCUAAUUUGCAUCUCAAUAUUUCAGCUCCUCAGUACGACGAAAAGAUAUUAGCGCAAAUAGAACCUUUUGUCUACGAAUGGACAUCUAAACAUCGGGGGAGUAUUAGCGCAGAGCACGGAGUGGGUCUCAUGAAGGCUAACAAGAUUUACUAUAGCAAGUCAAAGAAUACAGUUCAACUAAUGGCUUCAAUAAAGAAAUUGCUGGAUCCCCAAGGAAUACUUAACCCAUAUAAGGUUCUACCACACUCCUUGAGUACCUAAUAAGAGUUAAAAGUAAGAAAUUUGGUUCUCUCCUCUAAACCCUUUACUCAUCUAACUGAGAACCAAUAGAUUAUCAUGAAAAAUUGUUUCUUUCCCUUGGAAAUGAAUGUAAUAUAAUAACAGGUGGGAAAUAAAACCAUGUUGUAAGUUUAAAAUGGUGUUUACUAGUAAAUAAAACUCUUGUUGUUAUAUUCUAAUUCCAUAUUUGAUUUGGUGGUAGCAUUAGAA
Molecule: messenger RNA, 1992 nt
Organism: Cannabis sativa
Lineage: Eukaryota; Viridiplantae; Streptophyta; Magnoliopsida; Rosales; Cannabaceae
Product: D-2-hydroxyglutarate dehydrogenase, mitochondrial
Exons: 15
Coding region: 79-1764 (561 amino acids)
Cellular component (GO): mitochondrion
Molecular function (GO): FAD binding; catalytic activity
Source: RefSeq, a predicted model, not a curated record